AUGGGUGCAUCUGUGACCAGAGCACCCAAGCAGUGGCUCGUUCUACGCCGACUUCAGGACAAAAUAGAUCCGUGGCUCGUGCGUUGUGGAAUACGCAUGACCCGGGGUUGGUCUUGGUCGCUUGCGUCGAGCGCCUAUGCGCUGAAUUUUGCAGUUGAGGAAGAGUCCGAAAUCAGCUGCCAGGAGUUGCCCACGAAGACCGUGCUGUUGAACAUCGGCAUCAGCACCAAAGCCCCCAAGGCGAAGGUGCAGAGUCUUCAGGAGUUUGGCAAGAAGUGGAUCAAAGGAUCUCCGGACAUCCAACAGAACAACUAUCAGAAAUGUCACAUUACCAGCACAAGCAAUGGCUACAACCUAGAGAUCAUCUUUUUUCCCAUGGUGGGCGUCUCCCACAGGCAGAUCCGACAGAAGUUUCUGAUGAGUUUCAUGUCGGCUGCCGAGCGCCUGAAUGUACCUUUCGUUCCUCUACAGCUAAUGCAAAACUUCUGCGAGGAUUGUGAGCUUGGAAACGUUGAGGCCAUGUCGGUUGCCGCGCAUGCUGCCAAGGAGGUAGCCUUAGAUGACUUGCUUCCGGACCCAGAUGAUCUGUUGGAGAGAGGAAAGGAAUGAUGCCGGACCCUGAUGAUCUGGUGGUUUCUGCAUGGAAAACAUGAAUCAUGGGCGAUGCUGUGUUUUGCGUAAGUUCCUUGUGCCAGCUGGGCGGGUCUAGAUCCCGACAUUGCAGAGCCAAA
This is a messenger RNA of Cladocopium goreaui, 731 nucleotides long. NCBI's taxonomy places the organism in Eukaryota, Dinophyceae, Suessiales, Symbiodiniaceae. The record is from the annotation of a GenBank genome assembly.